Daphnia pulicaria is the source of this 1014-nucleotide messenger RNA. Its product is annotated as NAD-dependent protein deacylase. The record is from RefSeq and is a predicted model, not a curated record. NCBI's taxonomy places the organism in Eukaryota, Metazoa, Arthropoda, Branchiopoda, Diplostraca, Daphniidae. The transcript is spliced from 5 exons. Bases 25 to 849 code for a protein of 274 amino acids. Gene Ontology annotation, molecular function: NAD+ binding; protein-malonyllysine demalonylase activity; protein-succinyllysine desuccinylase activity.
CUCGGAAUUUUAAAAUUAGGUACGAUGUCUGAUUGUCUAUUGCCGUCCUCUGACAUGGAUGCAUUUCGAAAAAUUCUUGAAAAAGCCAACUCCGUCGUCAUAUUGACUGGAGCAGGAGUAUCAGCAGAGUCUGGAGUGCCUACAUUUCGGGGAGCUGGAGGAUUAUGGAGGACGUAUUCUGCACAAAAUUUGGCGACUCCAUCGGCGUUUCGGUCUAAUCCUUCACUCGUUUGGGAGUUUUAUCAUCAUCGCAGAGAAAAUAUGGCGUCAAAGUCUCCCAACAAUGCACACAAUGCAAUUGCAGAGUUCCAACAUAGAAUGACUAAAGAAGGAAGGCACGUCAGUGUGAUCACCCAAAAUAUUGAUGAACUUCAUCAAAGGGCUGGUUCAGUCAAUGUCUUAGAACUGCAUGGCAGUCUGUUCAAGACUCGGUGUCUGAAAUGUAAAAAGAUAGAACCCAAUCAUGACAGUCCCAUUUGUGAAGCUCUUAGGGGAAAGGGAUCACCAUCCCCAAAUGAGGUUGGAGAAUUGGUUCCAGAAUCAUUGUUGCCCAGAUGCAAAGCUUCUUCCUGUGGAGGCCUUCUAAGGCCCCAUGUUGUAUGGUUCCAUGAAAAUCUGGAUUCUGUCGUUCUCAAAAAAGCUGAUGAGGAACUUAAUAGUUGCGAUCUGUGUUUGGUUGUUGGAACAUCAUCAGUUGUCUAUCCAGCAGCAAUGUUUGCUCCCCAGGUUGCUGAAAGAGGGGUUCCCGUCGCGGAAUUCAAUAUGGAAACUACUCCUGCUACUCAUCACUUUGGAUUUCAUUUUUCGGGUCCUUGUGGGGAACUUUUGCCUAAAGCGCUGGCACCUUGACGAUCGUGCCAGUAAAAGAAGAAGAGACUGUUGAAUACUUGAAUUGCUAUAGACACUACGGUUUAUAUAGACCUACAGCUGAUAAAGUAAUAUGCUUGUGCAUUUAAAAUCGCAUUGUUUUUCUGUAAAAAAAACUACAUAUGCGUAUAUAAAACUUUACCAACA